GGACGGACUUUGAAUGGCCAACCACUUCUGGAAUUUCCAAUGUCGAGUGGUGAACCAGCUUUGGAGCCUUUGAAAAUAAAACGUGCAAUCUUAUGGGCAAGGGUAGAGUUGAAACAUGUCCAUCAUUACCAACACCACCGAAGACAAAUCAAUCUGAGAAAUAUCACUUUAUGGGUGUUCAAAGUUCGAUGUGGUAACACAACUCAUUUGCGUGGCAAGGAAUUGAGCGAACACUUGGAAAUGGUGACAUCAUUAACCGUGAAUGUAGGCCAAUUGGGAUGGCAAAAAUUUGACGUUACAAAAAUUGUAAACAGUUGGUAUACGUCACAUAAACAUAUAAAAGAAAGGCUGACACUUCUUGUGGAUUGUACGGGUUGUAGUACUCACGUGCAUAUUUCCACUUUUAACGUUCAAGCGUCCCGCGUCGCUGGUUCGUCAAUCGACUCAAAAAGUGCUCAAGAUCCAGACCGUCCAUUUUUAGUUGUACGAACCGAUCCAGCUGCAAUCAAACGAGUAAGAAGACGUGCUAUAGAAUGUAGCGGCGCAUUAAAAGGACAGUGCUGCAAACAAAGGUUUUACGUCAGUUUUUCACAACUUGGCUGGGACGAUUGGAUAAUAGCGCCUCAAGGGUACUACGCAAACUACUGCAGAGGUGAUUGUGCAGCUGGACAUCGUACGCCUGACACAUUUCUUAAUUAUUACACACACGUAAUCGAGGAGUAUAGGAAAAUGGAUAGACUGGCAGGAAUGCAACCAUGUUGCGCUCCUCUUAAAUUUUCACCGAUGUCAUUGAUAUACUACGGUCCAGAUUCAAACAUUAUCAAACGAGAUUUACCUAAAAUGGUAGUGGAUGAAUGUGGUUGUCCUUAA
This is a messenger RNA of Cotesia congregata, 870 nucleotides long. The record is from the annotation of a GenBank genome assembly. Lineage: Eukaryota; Metazoa; Arthropoda; Insecta; Hymenoptera; Braconidae.